Messenger RNA from Orbicella faveolata, 2462 nucleotides. RefSeq names its product QRFP-like peptide receptor. The record is from RefSeq and is a predicted model, not a curated record. NCBI's taxonomy places the organism in Eukaryota, Metazoa, Cnidaria, Anthozoa, Scleractinia, Merulinidae. Gene Ontology annotation, molecular function: G protein-coupled receptor activity; peptide binding. Gene Ontology annotation, cellular component: plasma membrane. Gene Ontology annotation, biological process: cellular response to hormone stimulus; G protein-coupled receptor signaling pathway.
UCUCCUAAGGUGAAAAAUACCAAAAAAGUUAUUAUGAUAAACCACAAACGGAUUAUGAACAACAAACUAGAAAAGGAGCCCCCCUCCCUUUCUUGCAACCUCCGUUACGUAAGCCUUUUCAGCAUGCAAACUCAGUUUACAUUGGUAAUUGUACCCUGGGGAUUAUGCAAAUGACAGUAUACAAGAAUUUACACUUAUUCCACCCCAUCAGUCUACUCGAGGCAGCGUAAGCGUAGAGGUUGGCUCCUGAAAGCCACGAAGUCAGCCUGAUGCAAAGUGUCUCACACGCGUGCUAAUGAGCACGAAGAUGACUCGGAUCCUGUCCACGGAAAGAGAUUGCUUGAGUUGCCCCGGUUUGUCAAUUGAGUCAUGCUCGUCAUCAAUUAGGGCAAGUAACUGCCAGGUUCAAUUUCUCCCAAGUCGUAGAUAUUAGUACGAUCGUGGGUCAGAUUCUUUGAGGAGGAGAGCUGGUCACUCAAAGACUUCAAAACACGUGUGCGAAUAAAGAACAGGAUUUCUAGCCACCCUAAUUACUAGCUCACGAUGAUAGGGUCUUCGGCUACAUUUCUGUCUCAUAAGAAGUCAGCCUGGAUCUCUGCGUUCUAACACAGAGGCACCACACGGGGUCUCGUGGUGUUCGUACGGUUCUCCCGGAAGAGAACGGCAUCUCGAUCGAAGAUUUCACAUGAAACUCUCUUGAUCCCUUAUAAGCGGAAAAGAACACAAUUCUUUCGUCACUGUGUCAAGCUUGAUAGAUUCAAAUGUUUUCAUCAUGUUUGGCGGUUUUUGGGUUUUGAAAUGACGUUUGAACGGUUUUCCGGUUUCUAGGAAGGCCCCCCAAAAAUUAAUGCCUCUCUCUUGAGGUUUCGAGUGGGAUUCAACCGUAGCAGAAACAAAAAAGAUUUUUAAGUGGCCCUCUUAAGUCUAAGGAGUUGUGACCUACAGCGUUUCUAUUUGCAAUGCAGUUGCUAAUUUUCAUAUUCUAUACCAAUUUGAAUAAUUACGUCUUCCUCAAGCGUAAAAGCCACAGUUCUCAUCAAUUCUAAUUCCUCAACAGGGAAUUAACCAGACUGUAAUGAAGCUUUAGAUGAAUUCAAAGGGGACUGUUGAAAGAAAAACUCAUCCAGAGCAGAUACAUUCCUAUUUCAAUUAUGAUGUUCGUCAACAACAGCUCAGAAGUCUCUCUCAGUGCUGAGCAGAAUGGAAUGUGUUUGCUGCCGAUUGAUUUUAAGGCUAUGACGAUAACGUAUGCUUCUAUAUACAGCGUCCUUUUGAUUGCUUCACUCAUUGGGAAUUCCCUGCUUAUCUUCGCCUCUCUGAAAUCAACUAUCACAAUGAAUCUGUUGAUAGCCAACAUAGCUGCUUCAGAUCUCUUGUUCUCCAUAGUUCACUUUCCUCGUGAGAUCGUGACUCAGAUGAAAGGCUCGACGGCUUUUCUGGUCCAUGGGUGGAUUGGAUCGGUGCUCUGCAAGAUAGCUGCCUUCACUACUGAUGUUACCAUUGCGGUGUCCACACUGUCCUUGAUUUUGGUUGCCGCUGACAGGUUGGUGGCAGUUGUAUUUCCAAGCCAUUAUCGUCGAAUCACUGUCAAAAAGCGACGGUUUCUCAUCCUUUGCACUUGGAUUGUAGCAAUGGCAAUUCAUUCUCCAUAUUUCUACACUUUCCGUUUGGAAACAGAAAAUGGUAAUGUUGUAUGCGUCUCAAACUGGGAGCCGGCCUUCAAUCAUGAGUCAACACAUACCCGCUACUACACUGCGUUACUAGUAACUGUUCUGAUUGUGCCGCUGAUAACAGUGUGCGUACUUCAGACCAUAACGCUGUUGAAACUACGGAACGACGAAAUGGAGUCUUUUCGUACCCCCAUUGCCAAUAAACGACACAAGAAGAGAAACAAAAUGCUGCUGAAGAUGUCUGUAGUGAUCGCUUCGGCCUUUGCAUUGUGCUGGCUACCUUUUAUUGCUUUUCAGUUUAUUCUUCUUUUCUUUCCGAGUUCAUUUCCAAAUUGUAGUUUAGGUUUUACAAUAUUUACUCAGUUUGCCAUUCUUUUUUCGUUGUGUCAUUGCAUAGUGAAUCCAUGUAUUUGCUUUACUUUUAUGCGCCAGAUUCGGGGUGGGCUAAAAUUCAUAAGGUAAAGAGACACGGGAAGGAAACAGUCUUUUGACAGUUUAAUGACAUUUACAUUUCGUCUACUUGAACCAGGCCACCUAGAAGAAAACUAGUCAAUCAAAACGUAAACUGGAAACAAUGGAUUAGUAUCCUUUUUCGUGAGGGCAAGUAAGGGUCUGUUUGACAUACUGUACAUAAAUACUAUCGACUUCUCUAUCGACCACUGUUGAAAAGCGCACAAGCGGGAUUCCAAUUUUGGUUAUAGAACUAUUGUUUGUUCUACAAUAGACCUUUCCCGCAUUCCACUUCAAUGCGUACGAAUAAUAGCACCACAGCGAGGUUGGGGUGGACAUUUU